Oikopleura dioica is the source of this 318-nucleotide messenger RNA. NCBI's taxonomy places the organism in Eukaryota, Metazoa, Chordata, Appendicularia, Copelata, Oikopleuridae. The record is from the annotation of a GenBank genome assembly.
AUGUGCCGGGCCAGAUUUUUCGUCUUCUUAGCGUUGACGUCGGUGAGUUCCCGGCAGAUUGUUUCGCCUGAUGGAAUUGAAAUUUCGGACGAACUAGAAGCAACGCUCAGGUGCUUGGUGAGAACUUGGAUCAGAUUCGAGUGGUCUCAGCGCUGCGAGAACUGUGUCGUCCCGACUGAAGAUCAGCUAUCAGACGAAAACAGACUUCCAGAAUGUACUCCAGAAGCACUCGAGAGCGCAGGGAUAAAAGUGACGCAGAUCUUGGCUGGAGAAAUCAGUCACUGCUCUUCCGAGAAGAAAUACGUCCUUCCUCGAUAA